Molecule: messenger RNA, 769 nt
Organism: Geodia barretti
Lineage: Eukaryota; Metazoa; Porifera; Demospongiae; Tetractinellida; Geodiidae
Source: the annotation of a GenBank genome assembly
GAAUGCCACAGCUGUCAGGAUCUCCUGGAGUGGCAGUGUCCAUCUCCCCACCUCCAUCAUCUACACUGUCUAUUGCUCCACGAAUGUCGUUAAGAAAAAUGAGAGGGUUUACCCACCUGGAGUGACCUCAGCCGACAUUGUGUUGGAAGAUGACAUCAUCCUCACUUGUACCUCUUACGUGCACAACUUUACACUCUAUUAUGGUGAUGUCAUCCCUUCGCCAGGGAAUAACCCUUCAACAUUGACAACCUUUACUUUUGACAAAGCAUACCUUCAGAUUCAGUUUGGGCCUUUUUACUACUGCCUCAACUGGGAAGUAAGUCUCUGAGAAUGUAAGAUUGCAAAAAUGCCUAUUAUAACCAUUGUUGUUUUGCAGUUCAAGACUGCUAUUAUCGAGAGAGAGUUACAGUUUUACUUCGUUGAGAUCAUACGUAACAGUUGCUCCGAAUGCUAUAAUUUAACCCAGAGCUUUUUCAGAAAGGGAGUAUUUGUUUGCCAUGGCAACCCUACCAAGACAACCUACCGCACCACUCUGGUUAACCCUUUCCCCACCACAAACUCCACCCACCUGGUGGGCAUUAUUCAGAGUUGGGUGUCCACGGGUCCCUCCCUCGUUCUAGAUGGUAGGCUGGUGAGGGUGAGUCCCUCCUGCCCCACCUCUAUCUCCAGUCUCGAUGAAGAAGAGUGUGAGACUGGAACCAGGCAUGACCCGGGACUGGGGGACAGGAUCACUCAGACACUCAAUGUCUGUGCUCUGAGGAACCUCGGA